Messenger RNA from Rubroshorea leprosula, 2049 nucleotides. The record is from the annotation of a GenBank genome assembly. Lineage: Eukaryota; Viridiplantae; Streptophyta; Magnoliopsida; Malvales; Dipterocarpaceae.
AGUUUGUCAUGCCUAUUUAGGCUGGAAGUCCAACAGGGUUUUAUUAAUUGUUGGUUUUUCUGCUCUCCUUUGUUGGUGUAAGGAAUAGAGAGAUGGACGUCCAAUGUGAAGCAGCAGCUAUCCCCAUGGAUAAAGAUGGACAUGGAGAUGGAGAAGUUUAUAACGACAAUCCCAUUGAGGAAGUGAGGUUGACAGUUCCGAUCACCGAUGAUCCCUCGGAACCGGCCUUAACAGUCCGGACAUGGUUUCUAGGAUUAUUGUCUUGCUGCAUUCUCUCUUCUUUGAACCAGUUCUUCAGCUACCGACAAAACGUGCUCACUGUCACCUCUGUUUCCGCACAAAUUAUUUCUCUCCCCCUCGGAAAGCUCAUGGCUGCUGUUCUUCCUACAACAAAAAUCCGAUUCCCCUUUACAAACUUCUCAUUUUCCCUUAAUCCAGGCCCUUUCACCAUAAAAGAACAUGCCUUGAUCACCAUUUUUGCAAAUUGUGGAGCAAGUGGUGUUUAUGCCAUCUAUAUUGUUGCAACAGUGAAGGCUUUCUACCGCAGAAAGCUGCAUCCAAUCCCUGCCCUCUUGCUAGCCCAAACCACACAGUUACUCGGGUAUGGAUGGGCUGGAAUGUUCCGAAAAUACCUGGUCGAGUCUCCCUACAUGUGGUGGCCAGGACUCUUGGUUCAAGUUUCUUUGUUCAGGGCAUUACAUGAGAAAGAAAGUAGACCCAAAGGAGGACUUAGUAGGCUGCAAUUCUUCCUCAUAGUUUUCAUCUCAAGUUUUGCUUACUACAUCAUUCCGGGAUUUCUCUUCCCCUCAAUUUCUGCCCUCUCCUUUGUGUGCUGGAUCUGGAAGGACUCAUUGACUGCACAGAUGAUUGGCUCAGGCCUCCGUGGCUUCGGAAUAGGCUCCUUUGGCCUUGACUGGUCUACAGUGGCUUACAUGGGCAGUCCACUUCCUUAUCCUUUAAUUACCAUUGUGAAUAUCAUGGUUGGAUUUUUCCUAGUGUUUUACGUUCUUAUCCCAAUUUUAUACUCGAGAAAUGCAUAUGAAUCCCGACGUUUUCCUUUGUUAUCGUCCCACACCUUUGAUCUCCAAGGUAAUACUUACAACAUUAGCAGGAUCCUCAACAGCAAAACUUUUGAGUUCAAUCAGGCUGAGUAUGAUAAUUACAGCAAACUCUAUAUGAGUAUCACAUUUGCCAUUUUGGUUGGAACCAUAGUUGCUUCCUCAACCUGCUUUGGCACUGCUUGGUAUCUUCUGUCAAAUGUGGAAAAUAUGUGUAAUCCAUCUUUGCUACCUGAAGGAAGUCCUUGGACAUGCCCCAACGAUGACGUUUUCUACAAUGCUUCAAUUAUCUGGGGGGUUAUAGGACCUCUAAGAAUGUUCACAAAAUACGGUAUCUACCUAGAAUUGAAUUGGUUCUUCCUCAUUGGAGCACUCUCCCCUUUCCCAGUCUGGUGGCUCUCACGCAAAUACCCCGAAAAGAAGUGGAUAAAUCUCAUCCACAUGCCACUCAUCAUGGCUGGUGCCUCUGGCUUGCCAUCAGCCAAAGCCGUGCACUACAUGAUGUGGGCAUCUGUUGGGAUUUUCUUCAACUGGUACAUUUACAAUAAGUACAAGGGAUGGUGGGCUAGACAUACUUAUAUCUUAUCAGCUGCUCUGGAUGCUGGAGUUGCUUUCAUGGGUGUUACCCUUUAUUUUGCACUGCAGUCUUAUAAUAUCAAUGGUCCAGAUUGGUGGGGUUUGGAGGCUACCGACCAUUGUCCGUUGGCAUCCUGCCCCACUGCUCCUGGGAUUCGGGUUAAAGGCUGUCCUGUCCUUUGAGAUAUAAGUAUAUAAAUAUAUUUAAUUUCUCUAUUCUUCAUGUCGUUCAAAAUGCAUGCAUAUGCAUAUGUAAUAAAACUCUCUGUCCUUUUAGUUGUAACCUAAUGGGGUUGUGUUUCUUGAGUUAGCAAUUUGGAAAAUACUUACCCUAGAUGUUCUUUGAUUUAAGCCAGAAAUUUUCGCCAGGAAAAAGAAAAAAAGUCCAUCUACUGAAUAUAGAGAUUUUUUUUUU